AUGAAUCGCGACGAUGUAUCUAAUCAUCUAAAGAAAUAUCAACGUCAAAAUAGUCGAACUGAGUUACACGAAGCCAUAUUAGAGAAUUGUCGACAUUGUAUUGAAAAUGCCAUUGAAAAUGGUACUCCAAUAGAUUUAGUUGAUCACAAUGGCCAGUCACCAUUAUAUUACGCAUGCGAAAAAGGUUAUUCUGAGCUAGUUGAUUGUUUACUUGAACAUGGGGCUCGCCACGAUAUAACUGAUGUAAAUCAGCAAUCACCCUUAUGGAUUGCAUCUAAAAAAGGGUAUGAUCAGAUAGUUUUGUUGCUAUUGAAAAAACAAGCAAAUCCUAAUGAACGAGCCAACGAUGGCACAACACCUAUUUAUCAUUCUUGUUAUGCAGGUCAUGAAAAAUGUGUUGUUCACCUGACAUCCUAUGGAGCUGCGGUUGGUCUUGCUAAGAACAGUGGUGCAUCACCAUUAUUUGUUGCUUCUCGAAAUGGACAUCAUUCCAUUGUUCAACACCUUCUUCGAAACGGCGCCGAUCCAAAUCAAACACAAAAAGACUUUCGUUCAGUCCUUCAUACAGCGUUACUGUAUAAUCGAACAUCGUGUGUUCGUGCAUUACUUGAACAUAGUAAUCCAUAUUCAUCGGAAAAUCGAGAUAUUUACGGAUGGACACAUUUACAUUUUUUAGCGAAAAAAGGAAGUUUAGAAUCAGCCGAAAUCUUAUUCGAUUAUCUUCGAGAUCGAAACAUUCUAAUCGAUUUAAAUCAACAAGAUGUAUUUGGUAAUACAGCACUUCAUAUCGCCAUUUUCAAUCAACAGAUUCAAUUUGCAAAGUAUUUAAUGCGUCAAGGAUCAAAUCCCGAGCAAAGAAAUCAUUUUGGAUGGACAUCAAACGAUUUACAGAAACGAUCUGAAGAAAACGCCGAUUUUCUUCAAUCAUCAAUUCAUGCAUUAGAUUAUCAUUCCGUAUUAUUCAAACAAAUAAUUGACCAUGAAUUUGAAGAAGAAAUCAUGGAUCAUGAAAUUCAAAAUUAUAUUCGAGAGAUUAUUUCAUACAUUCAUCAACUAGAUCCAUUGUUUUCAGCUAGUAUUAUUCCAAGUGGCUCAUUUUAUGAACGAACUAAAGUUGGUUUACCCGAUGAAUUUGAUUAUAUGAUCAAUUUAGAUAAAAUACAAAGUUUAUCAGAGUAUUUUCAAGACGAUAAAGAUCCACCCGGAUUUGCUGGAUUAACUCUACGAAAUAUUGAGGAAGCAAAAAUCAAAUUGGAAUCUUAUCUUGAACCAGAAAAGCAACGUUUGUCAGCAGAAAAAAUUCGUCUACAAUUCUAUCGAUUAUUAACCUCGGCACGAGCUCAUGUUAUUUCCAAAGAUACUAUAACGAAAUUUAAACAUCUAAAAUUUGAAUGGACAAGUAGUGAUAAACGAUGCGGAACAGCUGUCCAAGCCGAAUGGUAUGGAACAAAAUAUCCACAUAUAACGAUUAAAAUCGAUGUUGUGCCAUGUUUAACCAUUAAUGAAUGGCCUCGAACAGCUAAUAUUACGUAUCCAUUUGAAAAAGUUCAAUGCCAUUUAAUAGCUCGAAGUCCAAACGAUGAGCAAACCUAUCUUUGGCGUAUAUCAACAUCAGCAGCUGAAUUAUUUUACUUGAAAAAUUUACAUUACGAACAACUUACAGCUUAUUUAAUUUUAAAAAGUUUACGCAUUUUGAAUCCAUUUUCAUGUGAAAUCGAUCGAAUGAAAUACGAUGGUGACGAUUUGAUCUCGUCGUACAUGCUCAAGACAGAAUUGUUCUAUGAAACAACUCGAUAUCCAAGAAAAGAAGAAUGGACUGGAGGAAAUUUAAAUCUACGAAUUUUAACUAUUCUCAAACAUUUACAGAAACAUUUACUUAUUGGUUCAAUAAAAUCAUUUUAUAUUAAAGAUUAUAAUAUUAUUGAUCUUGACGAUUAUAAACGCUUUCGCACGUCGGAAAUUCGAUAUAUUCGUCUCCUUUUCUCUCAAUUCCGAGAAAAAACUUUGAAAUUUCAGCAGAAAUCAACACGUCGACAUACUUUUACAGCGCAUAAUUCCAAUAUGCGUCCCGAAUUACUUCGAAUGCGUUCAUUGGCUGGAAAUUUUCUUCAGUUUUGA
Messenger RNA from Rotaria socialis, 2118 nucleotides. The record is from the annotation of a GenBank genome assembly. Lineage: Eukaryota; Metazoa; Rotifera; Eurotatoria; Philodinida; Philodinidae.